Molecule: messenger RNA, 2895 nt
Organism: Chelonia mydas (Green sea turtle)
Lineage: Eukaryota; Metazoa; Chordata; Testudines; Cheloniidae
Product: carbonic anhydrase 15
Exons: 8
Coding region: 204-1175 (323 amino acids)
Cellular component (GO): plasma membrane
Molecular function (GO): carbonate dehydratase activity; zinc ion binding
Source: RefSeq, a predicted model, not a curated record
GGCAGGGCCGGGGCGCGCCGGCUGGCGCCGCAGGAGGCGAGCGAGGGGUUAAGCUCAGCCCGGCUCCCGGCGCUGAAUAUUUAAGAGCCGCGCGCAGGCUGCAGCGCAGCCCCGGCUCCCCUCGCGCAGCCCCGGCUCCCCUCGCGCCCCGGACCGCGGAGCCGCAGAGCGCGGGGUGGCCCCGGGCAGCAGCCGGCCGGAGGAUGCCGCGCCUGGCGCUAACUUUCCUGGCUCUGCCGCUGGUGCUCCGCGCCGCCCCGGGAGUUCCCUGGUGCUACGAUUCACAGAAUCCCAAAUGUGGCCCCAGGUACUGGAAGGAUCUGGCAAAAGGCUGCGGGGGAGAUAACCAGUCGCCCAUUAACAUUGACAGGCGCAAAGUGCAAAGGGACAGGAACCUAGGAGACAUCCUCUUUGAGGGCUACGACCAGGCCCCGCCGGGCAAGUGGAAGCUCAUGAAUAACGGGCACACGGCAAUGAUGAGUCUGGAAGGCGAGUCUGUGAGCGAACAUAUCAAUAUCACCAUUGGGGUUCUUCUUGAGAAGUACCGAGCCCUGCAGUUCCACUUCCACUGGGGGAACCUCAAGGGGAACGGCUCAGAGCAUACCAUUGAUGGAGACCAGUUCCCCAUGGAGCUGCACGUUGUUCACAUGAACACCAAGUACAAAACCUUCAGCGAGGCCAAAGGGCAUCCGAAUGGGCUGGCUGUCUUGGGCUUCUUGUACAAGGUGUCGGAUGCUGAUAACUCCAAUUACAACACGAUUGUAGCUGGCCUGAAGAACAUUUCCCGUCAAGGGGAUUCUGUGGAUUUAGCAUCCACAUUUUGCUUGAACAACCUUCUUCCCAGCAUGGCCAAUCUGUCCAAGUACUACCGCUAUCAGGGCUCCCUGACCACCCCGGACUGCGCAGAGGUUGUCGUCUGGACACUGUUUGAGGAGCCCAUCCCUAUCAGCCAGUCUCAGCUGAAUGCAUUUGUCAACACAGUUCACUUCCCAGCCACUGGCACGUCUCUGAUGAAAAUGACCAACAACUUUCGACCGCCACAGCCUCUCAAGAACCGAAAAGUCUACGCGUCCAAAGAUGCCACGAUCAGCUGCAGUGCCAUGCCCAGUGUCAGCCUCCUGCUCCUUCCUCUGCUCUUGGCUCUCCAGAUUGUCCACUUCUCAGGCCCCUCCUAAAAGCCCCUCUCCCGACUCCCUCCCUUCUUUGUCAUGAAUGGUUUGUGAUUAUUUUAUGAUUUCUUCAAAUUAGUGCUUCCACACUGUGAUCAUUUUCUAGCCACAGGACUGAAAAUGAUGAAUGAAAUGAAAGCAGAUUGGCAGGGGGUACAUAAGAAUGGCCGUACUGGGCGGGACCAAAGGUCCAGUAUCCUGUCUUCUAACAGUGGCCAAUGCCAGAUGCCUCAGAGGGAAUGAACAGAAUAGGCAAGUCUCGAGUGAUCCAUCCCCUGUCGUCCAGUCCCAAGCUCUGGUAGUCAGAGCCUCAGGGACACUCAGAGCAGGGGGGUUGCAUCCCUGACCAUCUUGGCUUAUAACCAUUGAUGGACCUAUUCUCUGUGAAUGUCUCGAAUUCUUUUUUGAGCCCAGUGAUCCUUUUGGCCUUCACAACACCCCCUGGCAACGAAUUCCACAGGUUGACUGUGCGUUGUCUGAAGAAGUACUUCCUUUGGUCUGUUUUAAACCUGCCGCCUAUUAAUUGGAUUGGGUGACCCUUGGUUCCUGUGUUGUGAAGGAGUAAAUAACAAUUUCUUCUUCACUUUCUCCGCACCCCUCAAGAUUUUAUAGACCUUGAUCACAUCUCCCCUUAGCGGACUCUAUUCUAAGCUGAACAGUUCCAGUCUUUUUGUACCUCCUCAUAUGGAAGCUGUUCCAUCCCCCUGAUUAUUUCUGUUACCAGUCUCUGUAGCUUUUCCAAUUCUAAUAAAUCAAUUUGGAGAUGGGGUGACCAGAUCUGCAUACAGUAUUCCAGGUAUGAGCAUACCACAGAUUUAUCAAGUGGCAUUAUGAUAUUUUCUGUGUUAUCAUCUAUCCCUUUCCUAAUGAUUCUUAACAUUCUGUUCGCUUUUUUUGGCUGCCACUGCACAUUGCACAGAUAUGUUCGGAGAACUAUCCACGAAGACUACAAGAUCUCUUGCUUGAGUGGCAACAGCUAAUUUACACCCCAUUGUUUUGUAUGUGUAGUUGGGAUUAUGUUUUCCAAUGUGCAUUACUUUGCAGUUAUCAACAUUGAAUGUCAUCUGCCAUUUUGUUGCCCUGUCACUUGGUUUUUCAAGAUCCCUUUGUAUCGCGUCACCGUCUGCUUUGCGCUUAACUGUCUUGAAUAUUUUUGUAUCGUCUGCAAACUUUGCCACUUCGCUGUUUACCUCUUUUUCCAGAUCAUUUAUGAGUAUGUUGAAAAAGCACUGGUCCCGGCACAGAUUCUUGGGGGGACCCAGCUAUUUACCUCUCUCCACUGUGAAAACUGACUUUAGUCCUACCCUUUGUUUCCAUCCCUUUAAUCGGUUACUGAUCCAUGAGAGGACCUUCUCUCUUAUCCCAUGACAGUCUACUUCGCUUAAGAGCCAAUGGUGAGGGACCAAAGGAGAAGGAAUGUUCAUUGCUAGUUUAAAAAAUAAUAACUAAGACCUGGAUUCUGCCAAGACUUUCACUUAACUUUAAGCACAUGAGACCUCCCAUUAACUCUCCCAUUCCUCACAUGCUUAAAGUUGAGCACUGGUGUUGCAGGACUGGAUCCUUACAUCCAGUAAUGGCAUAUUUACAAAUGUGACCCCUUUGGUUUUGCCAGCUGUGCUAUACUUGGAGUGAUGGAUGAUAUGACACACACAGUGCUUUCUAUUGAAUGAGAAGAAAUGUUUAAAUGAUGUCAAAAUGCAAUUGUAAUAAAUCUAGGGUUCUUACA